AUGGAGAGAGAAGACGACAGACCAUCUCUAAGCUCGCCAUUGAUUCAAGCUUGCGAAGAAGAUGUAACUAAGGAGACUGGGAGAAAUAACCAUGGAAUAAAGGGAUUUAAGAGAGAGGAAAUAGUUAAAGAAGUGAAGAAGCAGAUAUGGCUGGCAGGACCUCUUAUUUGUGUGAGCUUAUUGCAGUACUCUAUACAGAUAAUAGCUGUUAUGUUUGUAGGUCACCUUGGUGAAUUAUCUCUCUCCGGUGCUACCAUGGCCCUUUCUUUCACUUCCGUCACCGGUUUCAGCUUGUUGGUGGGAAUGUCGAGCGCAUUGGACACAUUAUCAGGCCAGUGCUAUGGUGCAAAGCAGUACCGUCUGAUGGGCAUACACUUGCAGAGAGCAAUGCUUGUUCUUUCACUUGUUUGCAUACCUCUCGCCAUCAUUUCCGCAAACACAAAAACAAUCCUAACAGCUCUAGGCCAAAAUGCUGCCAUUGCAGCAGAAGCUGGGGAAUUUGCGCGCUUCACGAUCCCUUCCCUUUUUGCAUACGGACUCCUCCAGUGCCUCGUCAGAUUCUUACAAACUCAAAACGUCGUGUUCCCGAUGAUGCUGAGCUCUGCGGUUACAGCUUUGCUUCACAUCCCUCUCUGUUGGGUUCUUGUGUUUAAAUCCGGUCUUGGUGGCAGGGGAGCUGCCCUGGCAAUUUCAAUCUCCUUUUGGAUCAAUGUGUUAUUAUUGGCGCUUUAUGUCAAGUUCUCUUCAUCAUGUGCGAAAACUUGGACAGGCUUUUCGAAGGAGGCUUUUCACAACGUUACUACAUUCAUUAGGCUUGCUGUUCCUUCAGCUGUCAUGGUUUGCUUGGAAAUGUGGUCGUUUGAAAUGAUUGUUCUUCUAUCCGGUCUUCUUCCAAACCCGGAGUUGGAAACCUCAGUGCUUUCUAUCAGUUUGAAUACAGCGGCAAUGGUUUGGAUGAUCCCUUUCGGACUCAGUUCUGCCGUGAGCACUCGUGUCUCCAAUGAAUUAGGAGCAGGGCGUCCAGAAACAGCGCGCUUAGCAGUGUGCGUUGUGUUAGUCAUGGCCAUUACCGAGGGUAUAUUGGUGGGAUCGGUCCUGAUACUGAUACGCAACUUCUGGGGCUACGCUUAUAGCAACGAAAGAGAAGUUAUCGAUUACCUUGCAACCAUGAUGCCUAUACUUGCAACAUCCAACUUUCUAGACGGCCUCCAGUGUGUUCUUUCGGGCACUGCUAGAGGAUGUGGGUGGCAGAAGAUUGGAGCAUAUGUGAAUCUCGGGGCGUACUACUUGGUUGGAAUUCCUUUGGCUAUUUUGAUGGCUUUCGUCCUUCAUGUUGGUGGAAAGGGGCUCUGGCUGGGGAUCAUCUGUGCACUGAUUGUGCAAGUCUUGUUGCUUCUUACCGUAACCAUACGCACGAACUGGCAGAAGGAGGCAAAUAAAGCUACAGAAAGAGUGUACGAGUCGACAGUUUGUGUGGACGUAGUCACAUAGUGUCAUGAAGCUGAACUAUGACGGACAACAGAUUCCACGUACACUAGGUGCAUACGCGUAAUGAAUAAACCUCCGGAAAAAUCUUGCCAGUGUCAAUGGUGGUGCAACUCGAUAUGAUUUACAAUAUGCAACUGAUUAAUAAACCUUUGUUGUUUAUGAAGAAAUUCAAGAAUAUAUUCCUAUCCUACAAGGAAUUCAUUUUUGCUAAAAUGAUUCAAAAUAUGCGUUUUCUUUUCGGUUU
Pyrus x bretschneideri (Chinese white pear) is the source of this 1732-nucleotide messenger RNA. RefSeq names its product protein DETOXIFICATION 16-like. Gene Ontology annotation, molecular function: xenobiotic transmembrane transporter activity; antiporter activity. Gene Ontology annotation, biological process: xenobiotic detoxification by transmembrane export across the plasma membrane. Gene Ontology annotation, cellular component: membrane. NCBI's taxonomy places the organism in Eukaryota, Viridiplantae, Streptophyta, Magnoliopsida, Rosales, Rosaceae. The transcript is spliced from 7 exons. Bases 1 to 1491 code for a protein of 496 amino acids. The record is from RefSeq and is a predicted model, not a curated record.